Diversispora eburnea is the source of this 3354-nucleotide messenger RNA. The record is from the annotation of a GenBank genome assembly. NCBI's taxonomy places the organism in Eukaryota, Fungi, Glomeromycota, Glomeromycetes, Diversisporales, Diversisporaceae.
AUGGGAUUAAAACUAAAAAGUCAAAUUAAAAUAAAUGACUAUAAAUUUGGCGAAUGUUUAGGAAAAGGUGCCUCUGGUUCUGUAUAUAAAGCUUUAAAUUGGGAAACGGGUGAAUUCGUAGCUAUCAAACAAGUGAAAGUUACCGACAUGCGUAAAUCCGAAUUAAACUUUAUAAUGACUGAAAUUGACUUAUUGCAAAAUUUAAAAUAUGGAAAAUUUCCAGAAAAUCUAGUGGCAGUUUAUAUUAGUCAAGUUUUAGAGGGAUUAUUAUAUCUUCAUGAUCAAGGAGUUAUACAUCGAGAUAUUAAAGGAGCUAAUAUAUUAUUAACCAAAAAAAAUUUAGUUAAAUUAGCGGAUUUUGGGGUAGCCACGAAAAUUAAUAAUAGUGUGGAAUCAGAUGUCGUAGGUACACCAUAUUGGAUGGCUCCAGAAAUAGUGGAAUUAACCGGGGCCACUACAUCAUCAGAUAUUUGGAGUGUAGGAUGUACAGUGAUUGAAUUAUUAGAAGGAGGGAAACCACCUUAUCAUGGUAUGCCGGAUAUGACUGCAUUAUAUCAUAUUGUGAAUGAUGAUUGUCCUCCAUUACCGGAAAGUGCUUCACCGAUUGUAGAAGAUUUUUUAAUGCAAUGUUUUCAAAAGGAUUGUAAUCUCAGAGUUUCCGCUAGAAAAUUAUUAAAACAUCCUUGGGUAUCAAAUAAUAUACAAAAAUGGAAUGAAGCUAUAAAAUGUUCACCAGUAAUAAUAGCGCAUAAUAGGAGGAGAAUUGUUAAUUUGGAACCCGAAGAUGAUGAUGGAAAUAAUUGGGAUGAUGAUUUUGUUGAUUCAAUCCCAUUUUCGAAAAUUGAGGAACAUAAAUUGGUAAAACAACAUACUCGUGCUCAUAGUGCAAAUUAUGCUCAAGAUCCUUCUAAUCCAGCAUUACAAAAUGGAGGAGAAAAGAAACAAAUGCCUCCUUUACCUAAACUUAAAAAUGUUUCUUCUACCGUAUCCGCUUCAACUGUUAUUAGAAGAAGACCUAUCCCUUUACCACCAUCAUCAUUAUCACCACAAUUAAAUACUCGAUAUUCAAAUAAUAGUUGGUUAGGUGAUGAUAUUAGUGAUGAAGAUGAUCCAUUUACUGAAAUGGAAGAAAAAUUUGAUGAAUUGGAUUUAAAUGUUCAUAUCGCUAAAGAUAAAUUCGCUCAUGCUUGUAAUCGAAUGGAAGAACUUUUAAGUACUUUACAACCAACUGAAAAUGAUGAAGAUCGAUUAAUUCAUUCUUGUAAUCAAAUAAUUUAUUUAUUAGAUGAACAUCAUGAUCUUAAAAAUCAUUUCAUAAUCUUUCAUGGUGUAAUUCCUAUAAUGGAAAUGUUAGAAAUGUGUUGUGAUAAUAAUUUACUUUCAAGAUUAUUAAAAAUUGUUAAUAUUAUUAUUACUGAUAAUAUUAAUUUACAAGAAAAAUUAUGUUUGGUUGGAGGAAUUCCUAUUAUUAUGAAUUUCACUUCAAAAAUUUAUCCUUAUGAAAUUAGAGUUGAAUCCGCUAAAUUUAUUGGUCAAAUUUGUCAAACUUCUCCAAUAAUUUUACAAAUGUUUAUCUCUUGUAGAGGAUUAAAAGUUUUGGUGGAAUUUUUACAAGGGGAUUAUAAUGAACAAAAAGAACUUAUCUUAAUUGCUAUUAAUGGAAUUUCCGGUGUAUUCGAAUUACAAAGUCGAACCCCGAAAAAUGAUUUUUGUCGAUUAUUAGCUAAAAAUGGUUUAUUGGAUCCAUUGGCUAUAACUUUACAUAAUAUUAUAGAAGAUGAAGAUGAUCCGGAUAUUAAAAUUUAUAUUAAAACCAUAAUUAAUAUCUUUUUAUUCUUUUCACAAGGUGAUGCUUACGUUAAAGAAGUUAUGGCAACUCGUACGAGGGUGGUCACGAGAAUAUUUGAAGAAUUAGAUAAAUUACCACAAGAUUUAAUGGUAAUGAUGUUAAAAUGUAUAAAGAAUAUUUCAAUGAAUCCAAAUACUUUAGAAGCAUUACAAAAAGCCAAAGCGAUUCAAGUACUUACAUCAAUAAUGGAUAAACAACAAGGUCCACCAUAUAUAACGGAAAUAUCAAAUCAAGUAUUAAAUACGAUGUAUAAUUUAUGUAAAAUAGAUAAAUCACGUCAAGAGGAAGCUGCCAAAGCAGGAAUUAUACCACAUUUAAAAUAUUUUGCAUCAAGUAAAACACCAUUAAAACAAUUCGCUUUACCAAUUUUAUGUGAUAUGGCACAUAAAGGUCAAAUUUGUAGAGAAUUAUUAUGGGAAAAUAAUAUAUUAGAAUUAUAUCUUAAUUUAUUGGUUGAUCCAUUUUGGCAAGUUAAUGCAUUAAAAGCAAUUUUAAUAUGGUUUCAAGAAGAAACGGAUAAACUUAAAGAAGUAUUAUUGGAACCGAAGAAUAUUAAUUUCAUUUUAGAAUCAUUCAUUACUGCCAAAGCGAUAUCAUUUGAAAACAUUUUAGGACCAUUACAUCACUUAAUACAAAUAUCUAAAGAAGUGACAUGUUCAUUAGCUCAACCGAAUUUAUUUAAAAGAUUAUUAAAAAGAUUAAAACAUCCAAAACCUGUGGUAAGAUUAAAUUUAUUAAGAAUAUUAAAAUCGGUAUGUGACGCACAUCCGGAACCCAUGGGAAUUAUUGAAGGAUAUGGAUUAUUUGAAAUUAUUUAUCAAAUGAGUAAAGAGGAUCCAGCAGUUUUAAUAAAAGAAUUAGCCAAAGAAAUUUUAUCACAAGGAUAUUUUAGUCCUAGAAGUAAAAGUCCUAGAGAUGAAAGAAAUUUUUCAUCACCGAUUUCUUCGACAUCAUUAUCACCAAUAACAUCGUUAUCACCAAUAUUUACACCACCAUCCACUCCACCACCGACCACAAUGAUAUCUACAUUGUCUAAAGCAUUAUCAACACUUUCAACCCAACCACCACCAAACAAACCACUACCAUCCACACCAUUAAUCACAACACCAACCAGUCCAUCUUCACCGACCGAAUUGUCAUCUUCACCACCCCCACUUCCACCACCUAAAACUGAAUUAUCAUCUUUAUUUAAUCAUCACUUUCAUCAACAACAAAAUAAUCGAAUUCAUAAACGUAAAAUAUCAUGGACACCAUCAAUAUAUGCAGUUUAUCAUAAAUCAUCAUCAAAUACAUCUUUAGAAACACCCAUACCGAUAUCUAGUUCACCCAACACACCUAAUGCACUCAAUAGAGUUUCUACCAAAGAUUCGGGAAAAGGAUUAAUUAAAUCUAAAUCAUUAAAAAGUAGUUCCGGAAGUAAAUUUAGAGAAGUUGUGAUAACUGAUAAAAAAAAAAGAGGUUCUUCGGUUUCUAAUAUUUCUAAUAAUUCUAAUAAUUCUUUUUAA